GUCGAUGUUAUUUGACGUGAGGCAACUCAUAACCGAAGUAGGAGAGACUGUUGUAGGAUAAUUCGACAUCAGAUUGAUAAGAUGGGAUCCAUAAUUACUUCGAUAAACAACGGUGACGACGACAGCAAUGUCGAAUAUAAAAAGUUUUACUUCGUCCAUGAUCUUCAUGAUGACGCAAUUUAUACUCUGAAAAUCACACCGACGUCCGUCAGAAACAGGCUUACAGAGCGUCUCAUGUACGAAACAAUAGGCGAUGCUCCAUUCAUAGCCAAGCUGCAUUACGCCUUCGAGACUGAAUCGAAAAAUUUUCUUUUACUAGACUACCUUCCUGGCGACACUUUGUCCAGCAUCUUGCGGAAUAUUGUGUUGCUUACAGAGGAUGAGGUUAGAUAUUAUAUAGCAGAAAUCGUCCUGGCGGUAGAGCAUCUCCACAAGAUACAAAUAAUUCAUCGAGAUUUAAAACCGGACAACAUUCUAUUGGAUGCUAAUGGUCACAUUGCGGUCGCAAACUUUGGAUCAAGUGUAAGAUUCCGCCCAAGGAAUAAGGUCAAACCUUCAAAAACAUUCCGUGGGACCGAACCAUAUGUGGCUCCUGAAAUUGUCGAAUUCCAGAGUUAUAACAAGGCUGUGGACUGGUGGAGUGUCGGCGUAAUAACGUACCAGCUACUGACUGGAGAAGUUUUCUUUGAAGCUAUGGAUGGCAGGAAAAUGAAGAUGCUCUAUAAGAAGUUUCAGAAUCAUGCACGGAUAAAACAAAUGAAAUUCUCCCCAGAAGUGACAGAUUUUAUCACCAGAUUAUUAACAAAAGAUCCAAGGGAACGUUUGGGUGCAUUGAAAUAUGGUACUCAGAGGAUCAAGGCACAUCCCUUCUUUUACGGCAUCAACUGGGAAGAUGUCGCACAAAAAACCACUGUCAUGCCAUUUGUGCCAUCUCCUCCAGAUGCGAAAGAUGUCUGCUUAGUUGACGAAAAUUACAGGAACAAAUUUUAUCCUCAGUCAUCAACAACCACUCAGCCGAAGAAGUGUAGUAAAACUGCUAAGAAACUGAAACCUAUCCUGAAGAAGCGUGAGGAACCUCAACGUAAACGUAAAACUGCCGCUACUAAACAAGGAGGUACAGAUGAUGUGUGCCGAUAUAACCUAAGAAAAAGAAGAAGAAAAACUGAUUCUUCUAUCAAUAUGUCACAAAAGAAAAGACGGUAAAAUGAGCCAGAGAAAUAUGUAAGGCCUCUUAAAAGGCGUUGUUCUGCACAGCACAUGACAGUGACAAAGAAAACAUAGAAAGAGCUUCCUAACCGAAGACAACUUAAAAGAAGAUAUUAAACCGACAGAAAAAGACAAAAUUUGCUGAUACAGUACAGCCAGCCCAUCCAAUCCCAGCAAAACGAAGGAAGAAAAAAAAGAAGAAGAACUAGAUGCCCGUUUCACUGUAUAACGUCAGCCUUUUUGGAUCAGCCAACAAUGAAUUCUGAAGGUUUUGCAACGUUUCAGCAAACACUGUACUUGCCAUCUUUGUAUUCAGCGUGCUCCAACAACCAAUAAUUGGCAACUGAAGAGCGUUCGAAAAUGAAUAAAUGCACGUGACAACGCGUCUAGAAAACACGUGACACUCUCCCAAACUCUGGUGGCUGGAAGCCCUCAGCGCUGGUUCGAGGUAACAACAAAUGGCGAAGAUGACUGUCUUCUGGGUUCUUGCGCCGUGUAGUCUGAUAGAAGUUUACCGACGUUUCAGA
Zootermopsis nevadensis is the source of this 1733-nucleotide messenger RNA. Its product is annotated as putative serine/threonine-protein kinase DDB_G0277449. NCBI's taxonomy places the organism in Eukaryota, Metazoa, Arthropoda, Insecta, Blattodea, Termopsidae. Gene Ontology annotation, molecular function: ATP binding; protein serine/threonine kinase activity. Gene Ontology annotation, biological process: protein phosphorylation. The record is from RefSeq and is a predicted model, not a curated record.